This is a messenger RNA of Trypanosoma grayi, 960 nucleotides long. RefSeq names its product myosin heavy chain kinase A. The transcript has a single exon. NCBI's taxonomy places the organism in Eukaryota, Euglenozoa, Kinetoplastea, Trypanosomatida, Trypanosomatidae. Gene Ontology annotation, biological process: protein phosphorylation. Gene Ontology annotation, molecular function: ATP binding; protein serine/threonine kinase activity. The record is from RefSeq and is a predicted model, not a curated record. The coding region runs from base 1 to 960 and encodes 319 amino acids.
AUGCCGGCACCAGAGAGUCACCCGUGCAUCUGCGGCGCGACGAAGUACAUUUACAACUUGCGGCGGAAAGAGUGGGUCGCGACGAGCACCAACGUAAGGGUUCCGUCCCCCUUAAAGUGGUUUGGGAAUGGCGGCAUGCGUGUCGUGUACGAGGUGGAGGAGGUGGAGGAGGAUGGCAGCAGCACCGCGUGCCUCGCGAAGCUCUUCAAGCGGAAUAUCACGGAUGUAGUGGAGAAGGACUACUUCAGCGAGGGCGAGGCGCAGUGCAUGUGCGAGGAGUUCGCCAACAACUUCAACAAGGCCCCCUUCAGCGGCAUGGAAAGGACAUGCGUCUCCUUCUUGCAGUGCCAUGUGGUGCGCAUCAGCAAGCGGAACAUCCCGCCUGAGUACCAGAACAGCAGGCACGGCUUCUUCUCGUACAAAACAACCGACACGAGGGAGGUCUUGUUUGUGAUGGAGCCAAAGCUCCGCGGCCACUUCACGAAGUAUAAUAGCAACUUUGGCGACACAUACAAAGACGACCCGGCCUGCCGGACGUCAUCGCAGAUCCAGAAGCGGGCACACAUGUUUCACAUUGCUGAGGCUUUUUCGCACUUCACGCUCGUCGAGAGCGGCGGCUCGAUGCUGCUGUGCGACCUUCAAGGCGUCAACGACCUCUUGACGGACCCGCAGAUCCACACAGAGGACGGCAAGGGCAUGGGGCUGGGCAACAUGGGCCACGAGGGCAUCGAGAAGUUUGUGCAGCGACACGAGUGCAAUGAGAUAUGUCAUGCACUCGGGAUGAAGCCGCUGUUUGGCGUCCGGCCUCAGCUUGACCACGAGUCCCUCCGCAAGAACCUCUACGUGUGCCUCCGCGCCCAGCUGCAGGAGGACCAGGUGCCCCUACCAAAGCCGAUCCAGGAGAUGACGGAGGAGGAGCAGCUCGCGCACGCCAUAAGGGUGUCUCAGGUGUCCUAUUGA